Messenger RNA from Aureobasidium pullulans EXF-150, 1122 nucleotides. Its product is annotated as glutaminyl-peptide cyclotransferase. Gene Ontology annotation, molecular function: zinc ion binding; glutaminyl-peptide cyclotransferase activity. NCBI's taxonomy places the organism in Eukaryota, Fungi, Ascomycota, Dothideomycetes, Dothideales, Saccotheciaceae. The record is from RefSeq and is a predicted model, not a curated record. The coding region runs from base 1 to 1122 and encodes 373 amino acids. The transcript has 2 exons.
AUGAUCAUCUCACGAGUAGUCGGUCUCUUGGGGCUGCUUUCUGGUGCCGUCGCAUACAAGACCCUCUCGGACGAUAGCCUCCGCGACAUCGCCGACCCAGGGGACGACUUUGAUAUCAAAAACGGUGCCUUGUUGGCUCCCAUCUUGCAACCGCGAGUACCUGGAACUCCUGGUUCAACGGCCGUGCUAACUCACUUUGUCAACUUCUUCCAAAAGUCGCUUCCGGAAUGGGAAUUGAGCUUUCAAAACUCGUCAUCCAAGACACCACUUUCUGGCAAUGAUGAAGUGCCCUUUCGCAAUCUCAUCGCGACAAGAGAUCCGCCCUGGGCGCAGCAAGGCCAUGUAGGGAGACUAGCACUUGUCGCCCAUUACGACAGUAAAAUUGACCCGCCAGGCUUCAUCGGGGCUAUCGACAGUGCCGCUCCAUGCGCCAUGCUGAUGCACGCCGCUAGAAGUCUGGACGCCGCUUUGACAAAGAAGUGGGCUGCUAUGGAGAGUGAUGGUGAGACGGAACUGGAAGAAGCAGGCGGUAUCCAAAUCAUCUUGCUAGACGGAGAGGAGGCCUUCAAGGUCUGGACGCAUGAUGACUCGAUCUAUGGCGCAAGGUCUCUGGCUGAAGAGUGGGAGCAAACGAUGCAUCCUGCCGCUUCAACUUACCGAACUCCGCUCGACGCUAUUGAUCUCUUCGUCCUCCUGGACCUGCUUGGUUCCGCCAAACCCACCGUACCGUCCUUCUUCCGAACAACCCACUGGGCCUACUCGAAUAUGGCAGCCGCCGAAGCAAGAUUACGAUCUUUGAAACAGCUAGAAACGGCUCCUGCUGAUGUCUUCCUUCGCGAAGCUAACAAGAAAGAGACGGACAGAUGGCUCGGUGGUGCAAUCGAAGAUGAUCACAUACCGUUCCAAGCCAGAGGUGUCGAUAUCCUCCACAUGAUUCCUGCACCCUUCCCUGCAGUCUGGCACAAAAUGACCGAUGACGGAGAACACCUCGACAUACCCACGGUCAAAGACUGGGCAAAGAUAGUCACCGCUUUCGCCGCCGAGUGGAUGGAAUUAGAUGGCUAUCUGUCCCCUCCCAAAAAGAGGAAUGCGAUGCCGGAAUUGGACAGGACGGAGCUGUGA